Messenger RNA from Chelmon rostratus (copperband butterflyfish), 2358 nucleotides. Its product is annotated as myb/SANT-like DNA-binding domain-containing protein 4. The transcript has 4 exons. The coding region runs from base 152 to 964 and encodes 270 amino acids. Lineage: Eukaryota; Metazoa; Chordata; Actinopteri; Chaetodontiformes; Chaetodontidae. The record is from RefSeq and is a predicted model, not a curated record.
CCCUGAGACGGAGAAGAAAUCCUUACAUUUUUCCUUAAGGUUUUACCAGCAAUUAUUGACUAUAGCUUGAGCUGAACCUCAUAGUAUUUACACCCUGAAAGCGUCUGACCUGGUAUCAAGUUACUAUUAGCCUUGAUUGAGGUGCAGAAAAAUGCCCUUACAACUAAUUGAAGGGAUGUACAGCAGGAAGCGACGGCCGAACUGGACGGACCAGGAGUGUCUUCUCCUUGCUCAGUUAAUGCAGGAGAGAAAAGGCAUAAUUAGAGGGAGGUGCAGCACGGGAGUUUCAAUACUGGAUAAAAGACAAGCCUGGGAGGAAAUAGCCCACGCCAUCAACACCGCCUUUCCACAGAUGCAGCGUACAGGUUCUGACUGUAACAAAAAGUGGGAAAAUCUGCUGGCAAAGUCACGGGAGGAGAUCAAACGACAGAAAAGGCAAGCAGGUACAGAAGGCCUGUCCCUUGACCAGUUCAGUACUGUGACUCAGUUAGUGAUUUCUGUGAUGAACCUCUCAGACAUGCUGCAACAGGAGAGAAAAGACUCAUCAAUCUCAGAAUUGGUGGAAACUCAACAAAACAGCGGGGAUGAAGAUGAUUAUGACCACACAAUAGAUGAAAAAUUCUCAAACAAGCAUCCACUGACCGAGCUUGAUCUCCCUUCAUACUCAGAUCCAGCUGCUUCUCCAGCAAAACAGAAAAUGACUUUUACUAAUGUUCCUAAAUCACUCGCAGUGGAGUUUAGUAGUCAUCGUGCUGCUGGCUUUACUGUCUCUGCAGAGCAGCUAGAUACUCCCUGCUCUACUUCUCCACCGUCAGUACACUGCGCAACAUUGCGAGAGCGAAUGGAUUUGGAAAUGUCUGUGCUGAGAAGACAAGAGGCCGUCCUCAAGCUGCAAGAGGAGUAUUACACGCUGAAAAUUAAGCUGAUGAAAAAGCAAAUGGAAGAGCCACUAAACAAGGACUGAAAUAGUCUUAGAGAAUAACUUGUUGCACCUGUUUGUGACUUGUGCCUGCCUGUGAAAUGUGAUCAUUCAAGUCAAUAGAAAUUCAAGCAGUAUUUCUUUGUGUUGAAGCUUAAAUCGGUAAAAUUUUUUUGUAUUGCAAAUUGUAGUGAAAACAGCACAUUUAAUUUGUUUGGAGAUGCAUUUCAUGUUCUGCCUUUGAGAAAUAUUGAUCAGGCUCGUGAUGUCACACAUGACAAUGCCAGUGCGUUUCCUAUCAUUGUGCAGCCCAGUCGGCAGAAGAAAAUGUUGGUAUUGUAUGUUUCUGCAAACCGGAUAUACAUUAAAUUGUCAUUAUAAUAUAUAUAAAAUCUACAUUUCAGCAGGUAUCAAAGUGACGUAGUUCAGAUUACUGGGACAUGCAUGCAUAUGAGCUGAAUUUUUGUCAUCCGCAGGAGGAAGUGAUGGUGGCGGCAAAUAUAUACAUAUUCAUGAUACCUGGUCUUUUGGUGGUCUCUCCCCAGUGUGGAAUGGCCAAUUGACAUUUUCACAGGAGACAUUUUUGACUUAUGACAUAAAUAGCACAGGUGUAACCAAUAACGAUGACACCAUACCAUUAAGUGUGAGGCAUGUGAACUAUUGUGCACAGUGCAGUUAUAAUUAGUAAUACUGGUUAUACCUGUGCCUUUCAUGCUAUGAUGUGAAAAUAUCUCAAGUAUUCCCUCGCACUGCUAUUCUUGUCAUGGAUAACUCCACUGUUGGUCUGGAGAGACUGUGGACAGCCAUAAGUUUGCUUUAAUACACUGAAGCAACUAUUUGCUUCUUCCCACCUGCCAGCCGGGUCAACAGGACUGUGUGCAGUAGCUGAUUCCCUCUCCCUUAGGUCUCACCUCUCUCCAUGCAAGUGCCACAACCAACCAGUAGUAGUCCCUGGUGAGACAAAAUGAUCCCUCACCUGCAAACAAAGUCAUUUCUGGUCAUUGUAACAUACAUACAUAGACCAACCAUCCUGCCAAGACCACACAUGAUUUAAAAUAUUAGUAUUGUGCAUUAUAGCAGAUGAUGGCUAUUCAUCAUAACAAAAGAAAACCCGAAAACCUGAUGAAACUUGUAUGUAAUUUAUGCCAGAUUUGAUGUUCUCCUUGAAUAUAAUCAUUACUCUUCUUUGUGCAGUUGUAAUUGCUACAGUAGUGAGCUAGUCUGUGUAGCUUGCUCAUAGUCCCGUUAUAAUGAGAUGCUUUUGAAGUUCAAAAAAAGUAAUGCAGCAAGGUUUCUUUGUGUCGUCUGUUUAUUCUAAUGUACAUCAAUGCAAAUAUUAUAGAAUAAAAUCUAUAAUUGCAUAGAUUUCUGCUUUUGUUUUGUUUUACAGUGAAAAUGAAGGAAUUCACCACAUUUGGUGCCUCACAUCGUUUCAGACC